AUGAUUCUGUCUGUGUUUGAGAGCUCCCCCGGGGCGAAACCCAAACGUUCCAUCGUGUUGCUAGGCAACGCCGGCAUGGGCAAAAGCACGCUCAUCAAGAAGCUCUGCGUUGAUUGGUCCGACGGCCUCCUGCCUCAGUUUGACUUUGUGUUCCUACUGGACGGUAAGGCUCUGACCCUCCCCCCUGAGCCGACCUACAGCCUUCGGUCCCUCCUCCUACACCUCUCCUGCCCCCACCCGCGGGAUGUCUUCAGUCAGGCCUCUGUCCCGGAGCGUGUGCUGGUGAUAUUCGAUGGCUUCGAGGUGGUGCGUGACUUGGAGGGGCUGCUUCAGUCUCCAGCGGAUGACAGUGAAGGGGAGAACUACAGCGUUAGACAGUUGUUCUCUGGUCUGCUCCAAAGGAAGCUGCUACCAGGCUGCUCUCUGCUCCUCUCUGCCCGACCACGAGGCACCGUCAGUGGGCUGCUGAGACGGGCUGACAGCCUCCUGGAACUCUCUGGCUUCUCCUCCGGACAUCGAGAGAUACCUGGGACAAUACUUCUCUGGACAGUCCCUAGAGGCCCCAACCUCAUCUCAGUCCCAGUCCUAGCCCUCACCAGGCUCCACAGCCAGCCGUUCCUUCUGUCUGUGUGUUGGAACCCAGCUCUGUGUCACAUGGUCUGUCUGCUUCUAGAACACUGGGAUGUUUCUGAGUCACUCCCCUCCACGCUGACUGGACUGUGUUACAGGGUGUUGCUACUAAAGAUGAGACGACACACCCUUAAACACACACUCGGUCAAACCCUACCCCAAACUCAAACCCAGGCACACACUCACACCCUUAAACACACACACGGUCAAACCCUACCCCAAACUCAAACCCAGGCACACACUCACACCCUUAAACACAGUCAAAAACACACCCUGAAACACACACACGGUCAAACCCUACCCCAAACUCAAACCCAGGCACACACUCACAGCCUUAAAUACACACACGGUCAAACCCUACCCCAAACUCAAACCCAGGCACACACUCACACCCUGAAACACACACACGGUCAAACCCUACCCCAAACUCAAACCCAGGCACACACUCACACCCUUAAACACAGUCAAAAACACGUCCUUAAACACACACGCAACUGGACACGAGCGUAUAUCCGCACUCGCUCUCACACUCAAUCCCAAAUUCAAUUAGAAGACGAGAAGAGGAGGAUAGAGACGAGAGAGGAGGAAGAGAGGGAGAGUUGGAGCGGUCUGGCUUGGCAGGGGGUUAAAGGUCAUUCAUCUCUCCUGACCCUGACUCUGGACAAUACCGUCUGUGUCAAGCUGCGGUUGUUUGGCCUGACGACUGGACUGGUCCAUUCUCACUGGCUGAGGGGGGAGCAGGGCAGAGAUGGUGACAACAUCCUGUCCUGGGCCCACCCUUUCCUGCAAAGCUUCCUGGGCGGGGCCCACCUGUCCGUCUCCAGCUGUGUGUCUGACCGCGCUCUGCUGGCCCAGAUCCUACCACAGCCCAGGGGGAGGCGACGGCCUCAGGGAGAGUGUCUGGACCUUGCUCAGCGAUUCGCUGUCGGGCUGCUUUUCCGGAACAAUGCGGACCUCCGGGAUCUGGCCACCCUGGAUACCGGCGCCAUGAAAGUGGUGGCGGCCAAGCGAGCCGCUGUGAUAUUACACCUGGAGAGCCUUCACCAUGGCGACCUGAGCCCCGCUCGGCUCCUGGAGGCGUGUCACUGCGUUUACGAGACAGGCGACGUCCGCUUGGUCAGGCACCUGGUACGGAACCUUCCCGAGGUUCUGUCGUUCCAAGGGGUUCCGCUGUGCCCCGCCGACGCCUUCGUCGUGUGGAACCUUUUGGACCAGUGUAGAACGCUGAGGAGGAGGUUCUGUCUGGGGCUGGAGGACACAGGACUGAGGAUGACAGGAUUAAAACUACUGACGGGUCUCAGCAACAUACACUCAUACAGGGCGUGUAUCGCUGACACCAUCACUCUGUGGGAGGAGCUAGAGCAGAGUGGGGAGGAGGAGCUUCUGAAAGCGACUGUGUCCAAGUUGACCCUUAACCCUUUCAGAGCCACACAGGUGUCCCACGUCCAACACCUGUCCACACUGGUCAACAUACACACAAGCAGGAGACUGUCUGAGAGCCAAUCAGAUGGUGUCCUGGGGGAGGGUCUACCGGCAGUCAGAGAUCUUCACAAGCUGGAGUUUGAGUUGGGGCCAGUGAAUGGUCCUCUGGCGCUCCCUAAACUCCUGGAGCUGCUGCCAGCCCUGCACAGUCUACAUCACCUGGAUCUGGAGAACAGUAGACUGGGGGACAGUGGGGCUGAGGGUCUGGCUGGAGCUGUGCUGUCUCUCUCCUCUCUGCAGAUUAUCAAUCUGUCCCAGAACUGUAUAGGAGACCAGGGAAUAGAGAGUCUGGCUCCUGCUCUGUCUACCAUCCCCUCGCUGCACUGUCUCAGUCUGUACAGUAAUGUGAUAUCUGACGGGGGUGCUGAGAGUCUGGCUGCUGUUUUACCUCAGAUGACAUCACUCAGUGACCUGGACGUCAAGUACAACAGUUUCACGGCCCUGGGAGCUCAGAAUCUGGCUUCCAGUCUGAGGGACUGUCCAUGGAUCAAGAGUCUGGGGAUGUGGAAUGUGUGUAUUCCCUACGGAGUGUUAGAGAGACUGCAACAACAGGACCCACGGAUACAGCUGCUCUAGAACAUUGUUCUAAUGUUCUAACAGAACCCCAGAGGAUACAGCUGCUCUAGAACAUUGUUAUGUUGUUCUAACAGAACCCCAGAGGAUACAACUGCUCUAGAACAUUGUCCUGUUGUUCUAACAGAACCCCAGAGGAUACAGUCACUCCUAGAACAGGAUUAUGAUAUACAAGUGCUCUGAAACUGUCUCCCAGCAAGGUUAGGGAUACAGACCUGUGUCCUGUGUUCCUGGACACCACUGUUCUGUUCUGUGUUCCUGGACACCUCUGUAUUGUGUUCCUGGACACCACUGUUCUGUUCUGUGUUCCUGGACACCACUGUUCUGUUCUG
Oncorhynchus gorbuscha (pink salmon) is the source of this 3017-nucleotide messenger RNA. Its product is annotated as MHC class II transactivator-like. Lineage: Eukaryota; Metazoa; Chordata; Actinopteri; Salmoniformes; Salmonidae. Gene Ontology annotation, biological process: inflammatory response; positive regulation of transcription by RNA polymerase II; positive regulation of MHC class II biosynthetic process. The record is from RefSeq and is a predicted model, not a curated record. Gene Ontology annotation, molecular function: protein binding; ATP binding.